This is a messenger RNA of Xiphophorus hellerii (green swordtail), 3667 nucleotides long. RefSeq names its product histone-lysine N-methyltransferase PRDM9. Gene Ontology annotation, biological process: regulation of gene expression. The transcript has 3 exons. NCBI's taxonomy places the organism in Eukaryota, Metazoa, Chordata, Actinopteri, Cyprinodontiformes, Poeciliidae. The coding region runs from base 928 to 2586 and encodes 552 amino acids. Gene Ontology annotation, cellular component: nucleus. The record is from RefSeq and is a predicted model, not a curated record.
GUUUUUAAUGUUUUUUAUGUUGUCUUGUCAUUUAUGUAAGAAACUUUAUUCUUGGACGGAAAAACAUUCGUAAUGUAGUUUUUUUAGACGAAACAAGGACAUUGCUGUGAGUUUAAUUGCAGCUGAGGCUUUUAUUAUAAAGACUCUGUAUUUGAGUGGAGGCCUAGGACGCCACCUACAGGACAGUGUAGACAUAACAUCUCAUUUUGUUUCCUCUUUUUCAUUAUUUUAUUAUACAUGUCCUAUGGUGUGCAGAGUCCUGUAGGAAAAUAUUGCUGUAAACCAUACUUAUGAGCUAAAAAUGCUACGAACAUUUCCAGAGAGCAUUUUUUAGUUCCUAAUGUCUCAUAUAAAUAAUUAAAAGGUUGUUUUUGCUGAAUAGCUGUUUGGGGAGUUUAUUCCUAAAUUAGGAAGUUAUUCCUAAACAGGUGAGUGUUUGUGUGUGAGUAGAAAAAAUAGGUUCGCACCAUAAUGUCACCACUAAUGUUUCCUCCUGACUUGAAGCGGUAGCUGCGCCUUUAAGACUUCACUCAGGGACCAAACUCACAAGCUCAACCUUUUGUUUCGUCAUAAAGACGCGACAGGCCUCUGAGUGCAAAUCUGGAAAUGGGCGAGUCGUCGUGGAGGGCCGCAGUAUUUAAAGUAUCCGAAGAAUAAAAGAUGGGUUUCAUUGCCGCCUGGAGGGCCUGAUUCCCAGGUUUCUGUCGCCUCGCAGCUCCCACCGCCUCACCGCGUCCUUGUUUGUCUGCAGGCGGAUGUUGAGGAGCGGAGUGUCGCAUCUUCUGUUUUUUUUUCUCUGCCGCGUCUGGCUCACAGCUCGGUAAACAGAUGUAACCAGAUCAAUUCAUGCCCUCACACCUUUCAGCUACAAGAUCCUGCGCAGUUUAAAGCCUUCAGAACAUCAGAACAGCGGAUAAAUCGCAGCCAAUGACGUCCCGGAGGACAGAGUACGCAGCUAGCCUGGACACCUCUGCAUCCAGCGCGGGGAGCCGCAAGCAGAGCAUCAUCAACAUCCCCGACAGGAUGGAGCCCUGCUACGACCGCAAAGCGGACACCAAGGGCGGGUACGGAGCUCCUCAGGGCGGCGGCGUGACGGUAACCUCGCUGAAAUCCCGCCUGGCCCCGACCAUCCAGACCGCCAUGUCCGCCGCCGUGGACACGCUGCUGGGAGAGGUGGUGGUCGUGCUGAACGAGACCCAGCAGGAGCUGCUGCACAAGGAGCAGGAGAACCAGAGGCUCAAGGUGCGGCUGGAGGUCUCCGAGAGGGAGCUGAAGACCCUGCAGGAGUGUCUGUGCAGCGCCCAGAAGCUCAUAGACCAGCUGCAGGUCUCCUACACGGGCCCCCAGCAGAUCGGCCAGUCGGUGUUUGGCCCCUCGCUCUCUUCCAUGGCUUCUCUGACCCCAGGCUUGGACCGAGACCACCAGAACCCCAGGAACGUGAACGGAGCAGGCGUGGAUCUGGGUCUGGGCGGCUCCGUGGAUGAAUCUCUUCAUGGCUUCGAGCCGAGAGAUGAAUACAAAAUGUGCCAGCUUUCGAUCCAGCCAGACGGCUCCGUGACGAACCACACUCUGGACUCGUUUUCCUCCAGCUCCUCUCACAUGUGCUCAGACACCAGAGGAGCGGAUGACCGGCAGCCUCAGGGUCCCAGUGGAGGAUCCAGAUUUGAGAUAAAAGAGGAGCAGGGGCCACCGUCAGGUUCUGGUCAGCCCAAUAGGAAGGACAGCCAGGUUGGGGACGGAGACGGCUCGUCCCUUAAUGUGGGGGACAUUGCUUACGGUCAGGUUGGAGGUGAAGGAGGAACUCUGCGUUCUUUCUCCAACCCGCUACGUCACCAAAGACUCAUGCGGGAGUGUGGCGGUGCCUUGCAGCAGCAGCAGGGAAGUCUUGAUGGACAGAAACCUUUGUCAAGGACUUUUGGAGCAAGCAGAGGUGACACCGUUUCACCAGGCAGAGCCGAGGAGCCUGCGGGGCCGUCGGCUCCCGACACCUCUGGGGAGCCCUCGGCGGACCGGCCUCACCACUGCUUGGAGUGCGGCAAGACCUUCCGUCUGAUCUCCAGCCUGAAGAAGCACAUCCGCAUCCACACGGGCGAGAAGCCGUACCCGUGCACGGUGUGUGGCCGCCGCUUCCGUGAGUCCGGGGCGCUCAAAACGCACCUGCGCAUUCACACCGGCGAGAAGCCCUACUCGUGCUCCGAAUGCGGCAACUGCUUCCGCCACCUGGACGGUCUGCGCAAGCACCGGCGCACUCACACGGGCGAGAAGCCCUACGUGUGCGCCAUCUGCGGGAAGCGCCUGAGUCGCCUGCAGCACCUCAAACACCACCAGCUCAUCCACACCGGCGAGAGGCCCUGCUGCUGCCCCUUCUGCAACCGCACCUUCAAGGAGCCCGCGGCGCUGCGCAAGCACGUCCGGACGCACCGCGACGAGGGCGGCCACAUGGGCAUCGGCCCCAGCGAGGAGACGGACCCAGACGCCAUGGACGACAUCAAUAACCUCCAUCCUGCAGCUCCCUCUCCUCAGAUGCGGUUCGGGGAAUGGGGGGCGGAGGAGGAGGAGGACGGCUCGGUUGCAGACUGUGUUUAGGGAUGAGCGGAGAAGUGUUUCUCCAGGAACUGUUCCAGGAGUUUCCAGGUCAUGGCAGUCUUGAGCUUCUGGAAGAUCCCAACCAAUCAGUGAUGGUUAAAACCUGGACAUAAUUUGGCGUUUCAGCAGGACAAGGACUCUAAACACAUCCAGUCUGGUUUUAGAUUGGAUUCUUCUGUGUGUGUGUGUCUCUGUGAAACAAAUCUUUCUCCAGGCCGUAGGCAUCCACCUCAGAGAUUUAUCCACGUUUUGCUUUUGAAUCACUGUUUGGGGUUAUUGAACAUAUCUUAGUAUUUAAGGAAUAUAAACUGAGACAAUAUGAAAAAGUAAGGAUUUAGACAAAAAUCCAUCUGUAAAAUGGAUUUUUGUCACCUAAUUAUUUAAAACAAUACAGAAAAACAAACAUCAGCACACGCCCAUACCCAGUUCGAACCCACUGUUUUAAUCAUCUUUAUAACUCACUCCAUGCAUUUUUUCAGCUUCUUGCCAAUAUUCCAACAAAGCCUUUCUGUUCUAGGAUUAGUUUCACUGUUAUCAUCUGGUUCUUCACCUCCUCACACCUCUUCUAAAUGUUUCUGUAUAUAGAUGAAAUGAGCUUUGUUUGGUUUUAACUGGGUCUCUCUUUGUAGAUAAACGUUCUCGUGCAACAAUGACGUACAACUGUAUCGUGAUUUAUGAUUUUAGGACGUCAAAAUGUGAUGUAAAUACUUGACCUUUGAGCGUUUUCAUAAAGGCUGUUGGGGCACUAAGCUUUGAGCUACACGUUGGUGUUAUUUGACAUAUAUACCAAUAUAAUCUCCAACUAUAUAUAACGGUAUGGUUACUCUCAAAGCCAUUAAAACAUAUUAGAUUAUGUGUAUCCAAGACUUCACAUGCUAAAGUGGUUUAUGCCCCAGAUAAUCAAUUUUCUUUGACUUUCCAGAAGGACCUCCGCAUGUAGGUUAAAGAUUGCCAUUGCUCUUAAAAAGUCAAUGAAAUGAGUGAAGUUUUAUAUGCUUUUGUGGACUACAAAAAUAAAUAAAAUCACUAUCAGCUUUUUUAGGUUCUGUAAAUGUGAUUAUGUUAAAGGACUGUGUUUCUA